AUGGUGAUGAUCAAGGCUUCAUGGGUGUCCAUUUUCGCCAUCGCGGCAGUUCUCCUAGUGAUCCUAGCCCCAGCGGCAGAAGCGGUGACGUGCUCGCCAAUGCAGCUAAGCCCAUGUGCGGCGGCCAUAACGUCGUCCUCUCCACCUUCAGCGUUGUGCUGCGCGAAGCUGAAGGAGCAGAAGCCAUGCCUCUGUGGGUACAUGAGAAACCCUAGCCUCCGUCGCUUCGUCAGCUCCCCCAACGCUCGUAAAGUCUCUAACCGCUGCAAGCUCGCCAUCCCAAGGUGUUGA
Molecule: messenger RNA, 291 nt
Organism: Eruca vesicaria subsp. sativa (arugula)
Lineage: Eukaryota; Viridiplantae; Streptophyta; Magnoliopsida; Brassicales; Brassicaceae
Source: the annotation of a GenBank genome assembly